UAAUCGGAAAAAAAUCUCUGACAGAGAAGCGCGUUUGGGCCGCCUAAGGUGAGGUUUGCUCUCGCGUUCCUCACCGGCGGCGCCAGGUGUUUAUGGUGUAUACGAGCAAGAGAGUAAACAGAUACGUGAGAGAAGAAGAAGGAACGAAAGAGCGUACAAUGUGCGCGUAAAAUAACCGCUUGAAUUGCACUGUAUCAACAGGUAGAUCGGCGGGUCGGUAUGCGUGGGACGACGUCGUACGCGUGACGUCUCUCAUAGCGCCCGGAUUCGCGAAAGAUGCGAUGCGCGAACGAGCGUCGCGACGAAACGGCACGACGACGACGACGGCGACGAGGAGUUUUAUUAAAGAACGGCGAAUCAGUGGCCGAUCAGCAUCAGGAGAGAACGGCGCUCCGGGUGGACACGCGCGUUCUCUUAAACGUGUUGUUUCGUAGCUGACGCGCACGGGCGGAUUCCGCGCAUACCAACGCCACUGAUCCAGCUUCCCCGCGAGCGGCGCAGCGGCGGCGGCUGCGGCGGCAGCGUCCGGAUCGGGAGAGUGAUUUUUGUGAUCGUCGCUCUCGUCAAUGACACGCGCGGAAUGCGCUGAGCGAGCGCGCGAUCCCACGCUGCGCUAUACGCGCCGACAUUGUUGCGCGUUUAUCUCUGUACCGCUGGCUUUUAAAAAAUCGUUUAAACGCGUCCUGAUGUGAGUGAAACGCGAGUGCAGUGAAUUUUGAAUGCGGCGCAGGGCAAACGCGGAUCGUGGAUCUCAUGACGUCGCGAGAACGACAAAGGAGAGACCAUGGAUUGAUGAAAAUAAAAUAAAAUAUUGCUAAAUAUUCCAAAUGGGUAAUAAAAGCCCAUUAUGGCCCAGUGUCAUCAAUUACAACAUCAGCAUGAAUUUUUGCCCCUGUGUGAUGUACUCUUUAAUAUCAUUUCAUUAGCAUCUUAUUUCUGCGAUGUUGUCUUUGAUUUUGCAAUGGUAUAUGCCCUUGCCCAUCAAGCAAUAGCAUCACCUGUAUUGUUUCCACUAAGUAUCACAUUUAUAGCUGCUUCUCUGUUGAUUUCUCAAAUUGUUAGUUUGCGAUGGUACCUUUGGGGAGCUAGAGGUAAAUUAACAAAUAACAAUGCAUCAAAUGAUUACCAUACAAAUUCGGUAAAUAAGAUUGGCAAAUGGACUAUAGGCUGUGUUUUAUUACUCCAUUCCACUCAAAUUGGUGUACUAUGGAGAUAUUUCAAACUAUUUAUACCAGUCAAUUUAACUUAUGUGAAGCACGAGGUGCGGGAGCUGUGUGUAUUAAGGCUGAUACACGCAUUCUGUGAGGCCGCUCCAAUGCUACUUCUACAGCUAUAUGUCUUGUUUGGCGUUACCGACGAUGGUGAAACAGAAGUCGGGAAACCAAAGGAAAGCGAGAGCAAGGAUGACAGUAAAUUAGCGAAGCUAACGUUAGUGUCGGCAGGGCUUUCCUUGUGGAGUGUGUGUUGGGCAGUGGCCAGUUUUAGCAAAGGCGCUGCGCGUCUACGUAAUUUAGAACGUUUAGUGCUAACAUGGUUGGGAGUACUGGCGCAAUUAUUCUGGCGUUUGGGGACAGUGAGCGCUCGUGUUGGAGUACUAGUCACGUACGCUUCGCUGUACGGAGGACAAGGGCUAUUGAUUGUAAUAGCCCUGCACUGGUUAACAAUGUUGACGUGGUUACUGCUCACACCGGACGGAUUAUUCCACGGUGGCGAGCGUCUUCCCCUUCUUAGAAAGACUUUCCUCGCUUCUCUUCUCGCCUUUGUAUAUAUAUUUGCAUAUGUUAAUCUACACGAGACGAAUCAUCGUCAAAAAAUGGUGAUAUUUUAUACUGUAAUGUUCUUGGAAAAUAGUUUACUCAUUGGCGUAUGGAUGGUUGGUGUUAAUCGCGCUGAUCUUUUAACUCGUCAGCAUCAUCUACAACCAGUUACUCUAGUACUUAUUCUUCUAGCUUUAUUUUCAGGUGGGAUGUUUUUCAUGGGUCUUUAUUACAGAUUUUUUCACGUGAGAAGGUUGAGGUAUGAGUCCGGUGGAAGAAUGACUGGUUCAAAUCUCACUACACUAUCCAAUCAGGACAAUGUGGAAGAGAAGCAAAUAGAUUAUAAUGAGGAGAAGAAAGUCAACAUCAGUAUCAGCAUGAGAAAAGUAAAAUUAAGCAAUGGCGGCAUACCAGGCGUCUUCAAUUGCCGCUUCGCGAACCCAACGGCUGUGAAUCCGAAUCGUAAGAAGAAGAAACCGACCACUUUUGUACCGCCACCGCCGCCGCAAUCGCAAACAGGCACGGUAAUGAAUUCCAUGACGACGGUGACAGAUUCGAAACAGUGGCUCAACGUGGGUAAUGGAUCGCGACAAUUAAUUCCGUUCUGGAGAAAACCUAUGUGCUCUAACGUCAUACAGAACGAUGGUUCCAAUGAACGCAAAGAUAAGACUGAUAUGGCACUCGGUGGUUCGUUAAAUGUCACGUUAAUACGGGAAAAGUUGAAGGAGAAAAAGCAACAGCAGCUACGAGAAUUGCGAGCCAUACAAGAGGAAAUCAAAGAAGGUAAAUUGUUUCCACCUCCGUCCGCUUCUACGUCCUCCUUCUCAUCCUCCCCUUCCGCGUCUAAUCAGCAACCACCGCCGAACACGAAACUGCAUACCUCCCCGAGCUCUCCAUUAUUCACGUCUCCACCAUCAUUUUCCGAACAAAAUGGUACAUUAUCAUCUUGGCCACCCGUGAAAAUGCACUGCCUGUUACCCCCACCACCUUCUUCCUCGUAUUAUCCUAAUCCGCAUUCCUCGAAUUCGUGGAGAGCAAUGCCUCAACGAGAGCGAGCAGACACACCAGAGAUAUUACUAGCGCCGCGAUGUCUUCCGCACCACUAUUCUCAUUGGUCUCCAUCUGGACAUCUUAGUCACAGGUAAUGAAAAAUCUAUCAAAUGCGUUGA
Molecule: messenger RNA, 2926 nt
Organism: Formica exsecta
Lineage: Eukaryota; Metazoa; Arthropoda; Insecta; Hymenoptera; Formicidae
Exons: 8
Coding region: 848-2902 (684 amino acids)
Biological process (GO): apoptotic process involved in development; engulfment of apoptotic cell; phosphatidylserine exposure on apoptotic cell surface
Cellular component (GO): plasma membrane
Source: RefSeq, a predicted model, not a curated record